Messenger RNA from Penicillium canariense, 2043 nucleotides. Its product is annotated as nucleotide pyrophosphatase/phosphodiesterase family protein. The coding region runs from base 1 to 2043 and encodes 680 amino acids. NCBI's taxonomy places the organism in Eukaryota, Fungi, Ascomycota, Eurotiomycetes, Eurotiales, Aspergillaceae. Gene Ontology annotation, molecular function: nucleoside triphosphate diphosphatase activity; ribonucleoside triphosphate phosphatase activity. The record is from RefSeq and is a predicted model, not a curated record. The transcript has 3 exons. Gene Ontology annotation, biological process: nucleoside triphosphate metabolic process.
AUGCCAAAUCCGGGCAGCCCCUCGCGUCUCUCACCGGGCAACUACGACAACGAUGCGGCCUCCCUGCGAUCACCCUCAGAGCAGGACUCUGACUCGGAUGAUGACGAGUUCCUUCGUCACCCCCGCAGCACCCUAGAGCUCUCUAAACACGACCGGAGUGUCCUCGAAGAGGAAGAUGAGCUGGAAAAACUUUUGACAAGGCGUGGUCCUACCCACGAGCUGCGCAGGAUCUUCAGCCCAAAUGGGAGCAGCGUGCGCAUUGGAAAGAGGGAACGACGGCGAGCGAGGAAAGAAGCCCGGCUAUCGCGGCGGGAACGGGUCAGCGAAGAAGGGGAGCUGAUGUACGAAAUGGAAGAAGGCCUUGGGGAGGAUGAGACAGCUUCAUUGAUGAGCGGAUCUUCAACAGACUUGGAGCCGAAGGAAGACUAUCUCUAUGAGCCGCCACCCAGGCCAUCAUGGCGCAGAAUAUUGUUUGUUUCAGCCAUUAUCGCUAUCCUCUUUCUCAUCCUCUUCCUUGGUGCCUACAAAGCCUCGAGUGGUUUCCGUGCUGUGCAUCCACACCCCCAGCCCCUGUUUUCCAACGGCACGGCACUGUUCGCGCCAACGACAAUUUUGAUCUCGUUAGACGGUUUUCGAGCGGACUUCCUUGACCGUGGUCUGACCCCAGCACUCAAUUCGUUGGUUGCAAGUGGCGUCUCCCCACAAUACAUGAACCCUAGCUUUCCCAGUGUAACGUUUCCGAACCAUUUCACGCUGGUGACUGGCCUAUACCCCGAGAGCCAUGGGGUGGUCGGCAAUACCUUUUGGGAUCCCGAUCUCGGUGAAGAAUUCUACUAUACCCAUCCUACCGUCAGCAUGCAGCCCAAGUGGUGGAAUGCGGAACCGCUGUGGGAGACGGCAGAGAAACAAGGAGUGAGAACUGGCAUCCAUAUGUGGCCGGGAUCUGAGGCCCAUAUUGGUGUCGUCGAGCCGAGCUAUGUGGAUAAAUACAAUGGCUCGGAGGCUUUGCCACGCAAGGUCAAUCGUGUACUUGAGCUCCUUGACCUUCCUGGUCCUGAGGACGAGUCGGAUCUAACGCCACAACGUCCUCAGUUCAUUGCGGCCUAUGUGCCCGAUGUGGAUAAGGACGGCCACAAUUAUGGACCAAACAGCACCGAGAUCCGAAGCACCAUCGCCCGGGCAGAUGAAUUAGUGGCGGGGAUCGUCGCUGGUCUUGAAAGCCGCAAUCUCACAGACCUGGUCAACAUCGUGGUCGUUUCAGACCAUGGGAUGGCCACCACAUCGACGGAGCGCCUGAUCCAACUAGAUGAUGAAAUAAAUCUCAACCUCGUUGAGCGCAUUGACGGAUGGCCAUCUCGUGGCCUACGUCCGAAACAACCCGAGAACCUAGAGAUGCUGGAGGAUCAGCUGGUAAAGCUGGGGAGAAAAUAUGCAGAUGCAGUGGAGGUUUAUACCCGAGAGACCAUGCCUGAGCGUUAUCACUUCUCGAACAACGACCGCAUAGCUCCUCUAUGGGUGAUCCCUCGGACAGGCUGGGCGAUCGUCGAGCGGCCCGAGUUCGACGUAAAGAAAGCAUUGGAGACGGGAGAAGUCUAUCACCCCAAGGGAAUCCAUGGCUACGACCACGAACACCCGCUGAUGCGCGCCAUUUUCAUCGCCCGUGGGCCCGCCUUCCCGCAUACACCCAAUAGCCGCCUUGAGGCUUUCCAAAACAUUGAGGUCUACAAUAUCCUUUGUGACUCACUGGGUAUUGAUCCGCUGCCAAACAACGGUACAUUGCGUCUGCCCUUGAAGCCAGUUGGGCUUCAUUCUGAUGAGCACACGCCGCCUUUGGUGCGGCCGUCCGACCCUCCAGAGUCGUCCACCACUACGGCCGGGCCCUCGGGACCUACACCCGCUACUACAGGCGCACCGCCCGCAACAGAGUCUGGCAGCGACAAGCAAGGGCCGAGCUGGUGGGGGACGGUGUCGGACAAAUUCAAGGAUUUCAAGCAGUGGGCGGGAGAGCUCUUUUCUGCGGAGAAGGAUAAUCACCCGCGGUGA